Molecule: messenger RNA, 5159 nt
Organism: Rhopilema esculentum
Lineage: Eukaryota; Metazoa; Cnidaria; Scyphozoa; Rhizostomeae; Rhizostomatidae
Product: E3 ubiquitin-protein ligase Su(dx)
Biological process (GO): protein ubiquitination; proteasome-mediated ubiquitin-dependent protein catabolic process
Cellular component (GO): cytoplasm
Molecular function (GO): ubiquitin protein ligase activity; protein binding
Source: RefSeq, a predicted model, not a curated record
GAUACAGUGUUUUACAUUUGGUUGAUUAUUAGGCCUAACGAAGUAAAACGAGAACAGAAAAGCAAGGAAGGAAUGAUAAAUAAUGUGGAAAUCGCAAGGACUCAAUAGCUGAUCUCGAUAAAAAUAUACUUGUAGUUUGGUUUUGAAUAAAGAAGAUAUGGUUAAGUGAUUUUGUUGCAAACUCUGCAGCUAACAGAUUAUGGGUGAAGCCGCAGCAGUUCCACCAAGGUCUUUUUAUCAACUGCAUUGCAAAGUAAAUGGAGCUAAACUUAGAGAUGGCAGUGGUAGCUGGUUUGGGAGCAAGAUUGAUCCAUAUGCAGAGCUUGUUGUGGAUGGUCAGCGGCCAAGGAAAACAGAUGUUGCGCGAAAGACAUGGGAGCCGAAGUGGACAGAAGACUUUACAAUCUUGAUAACACCACAUAGCAUUUUGGAACUCAAAGUUUUCAACAAGCAGACGAUCAAAAGCGACGCACUGCUUGGGUCAACAAAAGUCGAUUUGUAUGAUUUGCUCAAAGCGAACAAUGGGACUUUAACAAACCUGGCGCUUAAACUUCCCCUCUUGGCAGUGAAUGAGACUGUGGUUGGUGACAUCGAAAUUGUAUUGACUGGAUUAUCUUUGGAUAUAGAUGCGUUCAGACCGAGGAAUGAUAUUCUUUCAAAUGUGAGUAAUGGAAGUGCGGCUGCAAGAGGAAGCCCUCCGCAGUCUAAUGCCAACCGUCGGUCAGUGGCUGGAGAAAGCAGUCCCACAAGCCCGAGCAACCAGCCGCUGAAUCGAGCUGCUACUGUUCCAAGAGCACAGCCCCCACGGCCGCCACAGCCGGCGAACAGCAACAGACACAGUGUAACCCAAGCCCCUUUGAACAGCAGUGGUAACAGCAAUACCUCUUUGUCAGCUGCUGGCGCCCCGCCUGCAAAUAGGCCGGCCAAUGGACCACCGAAUGGAUCACCUACUGCUACCAGUGGGGCUGCUGAAGAACCUCUUCCUGCAGGAUGGGAACGGAGAUUCGAUCAGUAUGGGAGACCGUAUUAUGUUGAUCAUACAACCAGAUGCACCAGUUGGGAACGGCCUCAACCUCUUCCAUCAGGAUGGGAGCGAAGGGUUGAUGCAAGGGGCCGGACGUAUUAUGUUGACCAUAAUUCAAGAACGACUACUUGGCAGAGACCUACCGUAGAAUCAGUGAAUAACUACAAUCAAUGGAGGUCGAACCAGGAAAGACACGUCACCCAAGAACGGGAACAGUAUCAGCAAAGAUACCUUCUGCUGAAUCAACAAAAUCAACAAAAUCAACCUGCUGGGGGAGCCCCUGCCCCGCCAGCAACAAAUGACCCACUUGGCCCCCUUCCACCAGGCUGGGAAAAACGUGUUCAUGACAGUGGUCGAGUGUACUUCGUUGACCAUAACACCAGGCAAACACAAUGGGAAGACCCAAGAACAACAGGGAUCCUUGGCAGCGCACAGCCUCUCCCUGCCGGCUGGGAAAUGCGGUAUACUCCCGAAGGACUCCCUUACUUCGUCGACCACAAUACUAGAACAACGACAUUUACAGACCCACGCACAGGACAGGCAGUCAAUCGAUCAGCUGCCUUAGGGACUAUUGCAUACGAAAGAAGUUUCCCCUUUAAAUUGAUGCAAUUCAGAAGGCUGUGUCAGGACUAUGCUUUGCCAAGCCACGUCAAAAUUCCAGUCAGCAGAAACAACAUUUUUGAGGAUUCCUUCCAGCAGAUUAUGCGCCUCAACCCACGUGAUCUUACUCGAAGACUGUACAUUAUGUUCAAAGGCGAAGAAGGGCUUGAUUAUGGCGGUGUAGCAAGGGAAUGGUUUUUCUUGCUGACACACGAGUUUAUGAAUCCGAUGUAUUGCCUUUUUGAGUACACUGGGCAAGGAAGCUACACUCUUCAAAUUAAUCCAGGUUCAUAUGUGAACCCUGACCAUCUCGAGUAUUUCAGAUUCAUCGGCCGAGUUGUUGCAAUGGCGCUGUAUCACGGGAAAUUUAUCGACCGAGGCUUCAGUAUGCCAUUUUACAAGAGAAUGUUGGGGAAAAAGCUGGUUUUGCAAGAUCUGGAAACUCUUGAUAACCAAUAUUACAAUUCUUUGUUGUGGAUCAAGGAGAACGAAAUCGAUGAAUGCGCCCUUGAUAUGUAUUUCUGCACCGACAUGGAAAUUCUUGGAAAAACAACCACACAUGACUUAAAAGAAGGCGGAAAAGAUAUUCUUGUCACGGAUGAAAACAAAGAGGAAUACAUUGACCUUAUGGUUCAAUGGAGAUUUAGUCGUGGGGUCGAAGAGCCGCUGACCUCAUUCUUCAACGGAUUCAACGAAGUGUUGCCGAUGCACUGGCUUCAGUACUUUGACGAAAGGGAGUUGGAGCUGAUACUCUGCGGAAUGCAGGAGUAUGAUAUAGAUGACUGGCAACGCAACACUGUGUACAGGAACUACACGAAAACAAGCAAGCAAGUCAUUUGGUUUUGGCAAGCUGUCAAAUCGUACGAUAACGAAAAGAGAACGAGGCUGCUACAAUUUGUGACUGGCACGUGCAGACUUCCUGUCGGUGGCUUUCAGGAUCUUAUGGGGAGCAACGGACCACAGAAGUUUUGCAUAGAAAAAGUUGGGAAGGAAACUUGGCUACCCAGAAGUCAUACUUGUUUCAAUCGUCUGGACUUACCCCCGUACAAAAGCUACGAACAGCUUCAUGAGAAACUCACUUUUGCAAUUGAGGAAUGUGAAGGCUUUGGUCAGGAAUAAUUAGCUUUCAAUUUAAUUACAUAUUUUCAAAACCAUGGUGGCAAUGCUGAUAAAUUUACCUUAUCUGGAUAUGUAGACGAGUUGAUGUAAUGCCAUAUGGUACUAUUGUAGAGUAGACACACUAUGGAAUAGACGAAAGUUGGAAGGGGGGUAGAUAAUUGUCGAAAACAUUUUAAUUAGCUAAUACAAGUUCAAUCGUCUGUUUGCGACCCCCUCCCCCUCCCCUCCCCAGCUGUCCUUGUGAUGUGUUUCAGACAUUCAAUCUGCUUUUGAUAAAACUAAUGAUAUCUAUUGUAGCAAAUUUAUGCAAAGAUAAAAUGUUGUUCUUUGUAGUCCUCGUACCUUCAAAGAGAUUCCAUUGGACUCUAAAAGAGUACGUACCUUCCCGAAGCAGAUACGUAGUUUGAAUUAGGAAAGGCGGCAUAUUGGAUUCAGAUUUUCGUCAAUGUGUAGAACUGUUCUCUAAGUGCGUAUCAAGUUGGUUGUCACAGCUCGCUUGCACAUUGUUGUUUGCGCUCUGGAACAACUUAAGUCCCCUUAACGCAAGUAUUGUGAGGUCAGUUAUUCAAUGGAGCAGAACUGCGGAAAGAAUGGGUUCCAAGUGAUUUAUUUUUAACUGAUACAAAUUCUUACCGCCUGCCUUUCAGUGUUUGGUUUAAGAAAAGCCCGUUUUGCCAUUUGAUAUUGAAGGCUGCUGCCUAGCUAGUCGCUCUAUGCGCCUUCCCAGUAAUGGAAAGACUUCUAAGUGCAACGUCUCCUUGGUGUGAUGCAUUAUCUAAUUGUCGAUCUUCGAGAAAUGUAUUUCGAAUUACUUGCAGUUAGCAGAAAUCUGUUUUUGCCAACCGAGUUUUUGUCGUUUUGCAGAUAACUUUUUUCGCGGUGCUGUCGUAUAUUAUACAUUAAUUCGGGGUGAAGAAAAGGUUUCAAAAUUGUGAAUUGUGAAAAAUGUGAAUUCUAUGUCCCAGAUAAGAAAGGGUCGUAAUAUAGCUGGUCAAGUGUUGGAAUCCACUUCUUGAUUUUAUUUAACCACCAGUAACUGAAAGUUGAAAACAUGAACAAAUUUUUAUGUUGUUGGUUGCUGCUGUCUUUCUUUCUCAUAAUUUUAGAUUUUUUUAUAUCUAAUAAACAAAGUAUUGAUGACCGUACAAGCCCGUGCAAUUUCAGGCUUCUGCAAAAUUUACAUUUUCGACAUCAAACUUAUGUUGAUCACUAGAUUUGUGAGAACUGGAAGCCAUUUAUCUUGAAACCAAUAAAAUUGUUGGUCUCCCCGAAGUCCUUUGAAGCCUUUUCCGGUAAUUCAUUUCAAAUCACUCGGCAGGGUCUUUUCAAGACGGAAUGAAAUCUAAAUAUUCCGUACACCUAAAAUACCCUUUGCAAUUGUAUUCAAAUUUAAAGCUGUUUCUUGAUUUCUUAAUUUUUGCCAUUGUUACAAUUUUAAUAGCCUACUCAUUUUUGCUUCUAGUUCAAAUCAAUUGUUGUUCGGUUGUAUAGGUUGGUGGUAUUUCUAUAUAGGUUAAUUGUCUCGGUAAUUUCUCAUUUUGUGUCAUUGUAGAUAGAGUAGAAGAGGUGCUUGAAAUUUGAUUCGACAAAUCGUUUACCGUAUAUUGCCGAGUGCAGUCUGUAAAAAAUGUUGUCGAGUGCAGCCAGCCCUGUAUAAGAUGCACCCCAUUAUGUCUCCCAGAGUGUCUUUACGCCAGUCAAAGCAAGAAGCUUACAAAGGCCAGACCCGUAUUGGCUAUAAAACAGUGUAUAUUCAUGUUUUGACUAUCGUGUCACCGUAUCAUUUAACAUCUUGGUCCACUCUGACAGAGGUUAUCGAAACCAUGUCCUGCUAUCGAGAAACCAUUUUCUCUCGAUAUUUAGCACCCAUGCGAGAGCCUACUAAAGAUUAUCUUUCAGGGGUUUUUAUUAUCGAUAUGUAUGUUCAUCAGGACAUUUUAAUUAUUGAAACCUAAAGUAGUAUCACAAAUGUAGUACUAAUCUGACUUUGCUAUAUGUAGAAUUUCGCGCGUCCCGUCAUGAUCUUUGUUUAUUCUGUUUAUAAGCGGCCUAUACGUCCCACUCAGGUGUUUUGGUCGUAGAUGGACUUUGUACUCGGCACAAUAUGGAGCGUCUUUUGCGGCAGCGUUUGUGACAAGUCAUUACCUGAAGAUUUCAAUUGGUUAGGCUAUCGUACUAUACUAGGCUGAUUGCAGCGUCUCCCUGCAAUUGUUAAGUCUGUUUUUAUUAUAAAGUUAGUAAAAAACCAGUCUAUCUCACCAAUUUCUGUCCUGUGCUGGUCCAUCCAAAGUCCUGUGUCACGAUGUCUUUCAAAAUAUUGACGUACCAUUUUUGAUUCAUAUAACUAUCAAUGUUUUAGAUAUAAGUUAUUCGUAGUGGUGUACUUGUCUAAUGAAAAUACUUUUGUAAAUAAAAA